GGUGGGGAAGAGAGUUGUUGCCUGCCGAGUGGGUUUGAGUUCCUCCUUGGUAAAUAAUGGGGAAAGAUAAAUAAAGCAGAAAAUACUUUUUUUUCUCGCCCAAGUAUCCAGGCAGAUAUCUCCUGCUGCACUAGCUCUUCUCCCAUCUCGUUCGCCCUUCCUCCUCGACCACCUCACGCGCGCCGCUCCAGCCCAAAAAAAGGAAGCAAAGAUGGUUCAAAAGCUCUACGUGACCUACAAUGAUGUGCACAAGCUGUGCCAGGAGUCCGCGCCGCGGAUCCUGUCCGACUUCAACCCACAGCUCAUGAUCGCCAUCGGCGGCGGCGGCUACGUGCCCGCGCGGAUCCUGCGCUCCUUCCUCAAGACGCCCGGCAGCUCCAACAUCCCGAUCCAGGCCAUCGGCCUGUCGCUGUACGAGAAGCUGGCCUCGGACCGCGUCGAGGAGGCCCCGGGGACAAAGGUCACGCGCACCCAAUGGCUCGACCUGUCGGCCCUGGGCGAGAUGAGCAACCUGCUCGGCAAGCGCAUCCUUAUCGUCGACGAGGUCGAUGACACCCGCACCACGCUCGAGUACGCCGUGAAGGAGCUCGAGAAGGACGUCGAGGCCGCCGCCAUCAAGGCUGGGUACGCGGGCGAGAAGACGCAGUUUAGCAUCUUUGUUCUUCACAACAAGGACAAGGGAAAGAAGGGCACGCUGCCCCAAGAUAUGCUGGACCAGAACAGGUAUUUUGCCGCCAGGACCGUCGAGGACCUCUGGAUCUGCUACCCGUGGGAGGCCACAGACAUCGACGAGCACGACAAGCUUGCCAGCGAGCAACCGAAGCAAUAAGCGGAAAGACGUCACGUCAACCCCACCCAGAGGUCACUGCUUCUCCAUGGAGCUGCCGAUAACAGGGCCUUGGUUCCGAUUCUGUUGGACUCUGCGGGGCAAAGCACCGUCGUUCCAAGGUGCGGAGCUUCGGGCACACGAGUCUGUGCUCUAAGAUCAUCUAUAAGACGACGGAGGAUAUAUAGGUUGGGCUCCCAAGGGCGAGUCUUCCCUCGGCUUGCAAAUAGUCCUCGUAUCUGGACAAUGUUCAGUUGAGGGUGCAAGUGGUCCAACGGUCCUGGCAUGUCUAUAUGCUACCCAAAGGACCAAGCUCGAAAUCCGACAACUGGUUCGGGGUUGGAUGGCUGCAUACGGUGCAAUUCCCACUAUGAAUAUAGAAACGAUGAUUUACGACAAAACAAUACAAAUCGUGUAAUACUCCA
Molecule: messenger RNA, 1251 nt
Organism: Gaeumannomyces tritici R3-111a-1
Lineage: Eukaryota; Fungi; Ascomycota; Sordariomycetes; Magnaporthales; Magnaporthaceae
Product: hypoxanthine guanine phosphoribosyltransferase
Exons: 3
Coding region: 212-829 (205 amino acids)
Biological process (GO): IMP salvage; XMP salvage; GMP salvage
Cellular component (GO): cytoplasm
Molecular function (GO): hypoxanthine phosphoribosyltransferase activity
Source: RefSeq, a predicted model, not a curated record